AUGUCGUCCGCGCCGCCGCUGUCCACCACGUCCUCGAGCAGCGCCGGCAACGUGUCGCCGCGCCUCAGCCGCAUGAGCUCCUCGACCGGCGCCUUCUCGUCCCAGUCGCUGCAGGGAUUCCGCACCGUGUCGCUGCCCGGACUGUUCCCGGGCACGCACCUGGGCAUCCUGGCCUCGGGGCUGCUGGACAAGCGCCGCGACGGCGCCGUGCGCGGCGGCUGGGCCAAGCGCCUCUUCAUCCUGUCCACGCGCAGCCUGCACUACUACCGCAAGGUGGAGGACACCGAACUCUUCGGCAAGGAGCGCGGCCAGGUGCUGCUGUCCGACAUCAGCUACGCCAAGGUCAUGAUGCCCGAGGAAGCCCCUAUUGGCAAUGUGGAGCCCGGCCAGACCGCGUACUUCGUGGCCGUGCUAUCGAAACGGAAGACGCUGCUGCUGUUCCUGCGCGCGGACUCGUUCGAGUACGCCAGCAGCUGGGUUGCCAUCAUUAACAACGCGGUGCACACAGCCAAGGGAGUCGAUUUCGCGCCGAGAUGGACUGUGGACACCAUGCAGAGCUUCAUUGCGGCUGCUUCGGGCAACUUUGAGGAAUUGGAGACGGCGCCUACGGCGGAGACUCCGGUUGAAACCACGUUGAGCCUGACACGCCCGGUACCUACAGUUCUUGUUGUUAGCAUGGUCUCGGGGCCUCUCAGUGCAGCGACGACAACCGAGAGAUUAGUCAAGCGCAAUGUUGAUCUGAGCACGGAGCUCCAGCUGGGCGCUUUCGAGCAAAAGGACACGUGCGUUAUCGUGCUGAGUGAUGGCGAAGAGCUACACAUACCGCAGCGAUUGCUAGGCGACACGAAAAGCCUUCUUACCAACGUCAAGCAGAUCGAGCUGACGACUCCUGCUCGUUGCCAGCCGCUGCGACCACAUAUCGUAUCGAUGUCCAAAGUUUCAGUUUCAUUCCGAUGCGUACGAGCCCCGCCUGUUGUACGCGCACGACGAGACUCGGGACCUCAGCCGGUGAUAUCGUCGCUGCCUUCUACCUUCACAGUCGCGUUUCCUGGUACACUGGGAGGGCUGUUCCUGAUAAGCUGUCUGGUGUCGUUCUACUGCGCGACGCCGUUUGUGGGCUUGAUGAAGAUCACGAUCGUGCUCGGAUUAAUUCUUUCCAUCUCUCAGAUCGCCCAGUUCGUCAUAUGUUUGUCAGGAGCACAGGGCCAAAAGCGUUUGAGUCCCGUUAUGUUGCCGGUUGCCGGAUCCAAAAACGCAGUGACCGCCGUGGCGAACGAGUACCUAUUCUACUUGACUGUUGACAGUAUUGAAGUGAUAGAAGCGGAUCAAGACAAGGAGCCGGCAGUGUCUGAGACUGCAUCUCCUGUUUCAGAUGUGACUACCGACAUGACUACCGAGACUGCGACGCCUGAAAACGCUAUCAGUGGAGGCCCGAUUGCAUUCUCGCCCCGAUUCAUCGCUGGCGAGAAGGGCGAUGUGGAGAAGGGCCGAGCACGAUACGAGGCUACCUUGCAAUGGCGAAAGGAGAAUGACAUCGACAACAUCUUAGUGACUCCGCACCCGAAUUUUGAGAUCAUCAAGAAGUACUACCCGCAGUACUUCCACGGCAAGACGCGUGACGGCCAUCCUGUCUACUACGAGCGACCUGGAAAGAUCGAUCUGCCGGCACUCAAGCGUGAGGGACUCUCUAUUGACGACCUGCUUCGUCACUACAUGUACAUGACGGAGUACCUCUGGCGAGUGGUGGAGCCGGACGACUCCGGCCGCUCGAUUACUGUGCUGGACGUGACUGGCAUCGGCAUGUACGACCUCGGUGGUGAGGUGCUGGACUUCAUCAAGCGCGCGUCCGCAUUUACCGGCGCCCACUACCCGGAGCGCAGUGCCCACAUUUUCAUCAUCAACAUCCCCGGCUGGUUCAACAUGAUCUGGCGCAUGGUGAAGCCGCUGAUUGACCCUGUCACGCGCGAAAAGGUUCACAUGCUGAAGGGAAGCGCUAUCUUGAAGGAGCUGGAGACUCUGAUCGACAUGGAGAACAUCCCGUCGGACUUUGGCGGCGGGGGCGCGGCGUUGGGCGACUCGGAGGAAGAGCACGCGCUCGCGGCGCACGUGAAGAAGUAUCUGUGA
Molecule: messenger RNA, 2124 nt
Organism: Phytophthora sojae
Lineage: Eukaryota; Oomycota; Peronosporomycetes; Peronosporales; Peronosporaceae
Exons: 7
Coding region: 1-2124 (707 amino acids)
Source: RefSeq, a predicted model, not a curated record